This is a messenger RNA of Agelaius phoeniceus (red-winged blackbird), 4673 nucleotides long. RefSeq names its product ATP binding cassette subfamily C member 4 (PEL blood group) (gene ABCC4). The record is from RefSeq and is a predicted model, not a curated record. Lineage: Eukaryota; Metazoa; Chordata; Aves; Passeriformes; Icteridae. Gene Ontology annotation, molecular function: ABC-type transporter activity; ATP binding; ATP hydrolysis activity. Gene Ontology annotation, cellular component: plasma membrane. Gene Ontology annotation, biological process: transmembrane transport.
AGCCGCGGGAGUCGCUCGUGGUCCUGCGCCCUCGCCGCACGCCGGGCGGGUCGGGGCGGCAUGGCGGGCGGCAUGGAGCCGGUGCCCCGCGAGGAGAAGCCUAACCCGCUGCAGGAUGCCAACCUCUGCUCCCGGCUCUUUUUCUGGUGGUUGAAUCCCUUAUUUAUUAUCGGCCAUAAACGGAGGCUUGAAGAAGAUGACAUGUAUAAAGUGAUGCCAGAAGAUUCCUCAGAGAAGCUUGGAGAAGAGUUGCAGUGGUACUGGGAUAAAGAGGUCCAAAAAGCAAAAAAGAGAGGAAAAACACCACAUUUAACAAAAGCCAUUAUUCUGUGUUACUGGAAAUCCUAUUUAGUUUUUGGAAUUUUCACAAUGAUUGAGGAAACCCUCAAAAUAAUUCAACCAAUUUUUUUGGGGAAAAUCAUUAAUUAUUUUGAAAACUAUGAUGCCUCAGAUGAGGUAGCUUUGAAUUUUGCAUAUUGCUAUGCUGGUGCUCUGUCUGUGUGCACACUUAUUCUGGCUAUCAUGCACCACUUAUACUUCUACCAUGUGCAGAGGGCUGGCAUGAAGCUGAGGGUGGCCAUGUGUCACAUGAUUUAUCGGAAGGCACUUCGUCUCAGUAAUGUAGCUAUGGCAAAAACUACCACUGGUCAGAUAGUAAACCUGCUGUCAAACGAUGUCAACAAAUUUGAUCAAGUAACAAUUUUCUUGCACUUCUUGUGGGCUGGACCACUUCAAGCUAUAGCAGUAACAGUACUUCUCUGGAUGGAAAUAGGCCCAUCAUGUCUUGCAGGAAUGGCAGUUCUGAUUAUUCUUCUUCCUGUGCAGACCUGCAUUGGGAGGCUUUUCUCUUCCCUCAGAAGCAAGACAGCUGCCUUAACAGAUGUCAGGAUUAGGACCAUGAAUGAAGUGAUAAGCGGUAUGAAGAUAAUAAAGAUGUACGCUUGGGAAAAAUCAUUUGCGGAACUUGUGAAUGGUUUAAGAAGGAAGGAGAUUGCCAUGGUUAUGAAAAGCUCUUACCUUCGAGGACUGAACUUAGCCUCGUUCUUUGUGGCAAGCAAAAUUACAGUGUUCAUGACUUUCUUGGCAUAUGUACUGCUUGGGAAUGUCAUCUCUGCAAGCAGGGUGUUUGUGGCAGUGUCCCUGUAUGGAGCAGUGAGACUCACAGUGACCCUGUUCUUCCCUUCGGCCGUGGAGAGAGUGUCCGAGUCGGUGAUCAGCAUCCGGCGGAUCAAGAACUUUCUGAUGCUUGAUGAGGUCUCACACUUCCAGCCACAACUGCAUGGCAGUAAUGAAAAUAUCAUUCUUCAUGUUCAAGAUUUGACUUGCUUUUGGGAUAAGACUUUAGAAACCCCAACACUUCAACAGAUUUCGUUUACUGUCAGACGAGGGGAGUUACUGGCUGUGAUUGGUCCUGUAGGAGCUGGAAAAUCUUCUCUCUUAAGUGCCAUACUUGGUGAGCUGCCUAAAGACAAGGGUUCGAUAAAUGUUACUGGAAGAAUUGCCUAUGUUUCACAGCAGCCUUGGGUGUUUUCUGGUACUGUUAGAAGUAAUAUACUGUUUGACAAGGAAUAUGAGAAAGAAAAAUACGAAAAUGUUUUAAAAGUCUGUGCUCUUAAAAAGGACUUGGAAUUAUUGGCGAAUGGUGACCUAACAGUAAUAGGAGAUCGUGGAGCUACUCUGAGUGGGGGACAGAAGGCCCGUGUAAAUCUGGCCAGAGCCGUGUAUCAGGAUGCGGACAUCUAUCUUUUGGAUGACCCACUGAGUGCAGUAGAUGCUGAAGUUGGAAGACAUUUGUUUGAAAAAUGUAUUUGUCAGGCCUUGCGUCAGAAGAUUUCUGUUUUGGUCACUCACCAGUUGCAAUAUCUCCGUGCUGCAAAUCAGAUUCUAAUUUUAAAGGAUGGUAAAAUGGUGGGCAAAGGUACCUAUGCAGAGUUCCUGAAAUCUGGCAUCGACUUUGCUUCCCUUUUGAAAAAAGAUGAGGAGGUGGUAGAACAGCUGUCAGUUCCAGGAACCCCCAACCUGAAGUCUGCCCGGAACCGAACCUUCUCGGAGUCCUCUGUCUUGUCCCAGGAUUCAUCCGUCCACUCACAGAAAGAUGGAGCUGUGGAACAACCACCUGGUGAAAAUGCACUGGCUGCAGUGCCAGAGGAGAGUCGACAUGAGGGAAAAAUAAACUUUAAAGUUUACAGGAAAUACUUCUCUGCAGGAGCAAACUACUUUGUGAUUUUUAUACUCUUAUUAUUUAAUAUUUUGGCACAGGUGGCCUAUGUGCUCCAGGACUGGUGGCUUUCUUACUGGGCAAAUCAUCAAGAAAAGUUGAAUCUCACAACAAAUGGAAAUAAUGGAACAAAUGUGCCUGAUCUAGACCUUAACUUUUAUUUGGGAAUUUAUGCAGGUUUAACAGUGGCUACAAUACUAUUUGGCAUAAUAAGAAGUCUUCUGGUGUUUCGAGUUCUUGUCAAUUCUGGUCAGAAUUUGCAUAACAAAAUGUUUCAAUCCAUUUUGAAAGCCCCUGUCUUGUUUUUUGACAGAAAUCCUAUAGGAAGAAUCUUAAAUCGUUUCUCCAAAGAUAUUGGCCACUUGGAUGACUUGCUUCCAUUGACCUUCUUGGACUUUGUGCAGACUCUCCUACAGAUUUGUGGUGUGGUGGCUGUGGCUGUGGCAGUGAUUCCUUGGAUGCUCAUCCCCUUAAUUCCACUAUUUAUUCUUUUCAUUUUUCUUCGACGAUACUUCUUAGACACUUCAAGAGAUAUUAAACGUCUAGAAUCCACAACUCGAAGUCCAGUGUUCUCCCACUUGUCGUCAUCCCUCCAGGGGCUUUGGACUAUUCGGGCUUUGAAAGCUGAGGAGAGAUUUCAAAAAUUAUUUGAUGCACACCAAGACCUCCACUCAGAGGCCUGGUUUCUCUUCUUGACAACCUCAAGGUGGUUUGCUGUGCGUCUGGAUGCCAUCUGUGCCAUUUUUGUUAUAGUGGUUGCUUUUGGUUCCCUGCUUCUCGCCAACACUCUGCAUGCGGGGCAGGUUGGUUUGGCACUCUCCUAUGCAAUCACCCUCAUGGGAACGUUCCAGUGGGGUGUUAGACAGAGUGCUGAAGUUGAAAACCUGAUGAUAUCAGUAGAAAGAGUGAUGGAGUACACAGAACUUGAAAAAGAAGCUCCUUGGGAGACCAACAAACAUCCACCACCUGAAUGGCCUAACCAAGGAAUGAUAGCAUUUGAGAAUGUUAACUUCACUUACAGUCUAGAUGGACCAUUGGUUUUAAGACAUUUGUCUGCUGUAAUUAAACCAAAAGAAAAGGUUGGAAUAGUGGGAAGAACUGGAGCUGGGAAAAGCUCUCUGAUAGCAGCCCUCUUUCGCUUGGCAGAACCUGAAGGAAGGAUUUGGAUUGAUAUGUACUUGACGUCAGAGCUGGGACUCCAUGACUUGCGGAAGAAAAUUUCAAUUAUACCUCAAGAGCCUGUUUUGUUCACUGGAACUAUGAGGAAAAACUUAGAUCCUUUCAAUGAAUACACUGAUGAAGAGCUGUGGAACGCCUUGGAAGAGGUGCAACUGAAGGAGGUUGUGGAAGACCUACCCAACAAAAUGGAGACACAGCUGGCAGAAUCUGGAUCUAAUUUUAGUGUUGGUCAGAGACAGCUGGUGUGUCUUGCCAGAGCAGUUCUAAAAAAAAAUCGUAUUCUUAUCAUUGAUGAAGCAACAGCAAAUGUGGACCCAAGAACAGAUGAGUUCAUUCAAAAGACGAUCCGUGAGACCUUUGCUCACUGCACAGUGCUGACCAUUGCACACCGCUUGAACACCAUUAUUGACAGUGAUAGGAUUAUGGUUUUAGAUGCGGGAAGACUGAAAGAAUACGGUGAGCCUUACAUUUUGCUGCAAGAACAAGACAGCUUGUUUUACAAAAUGGUGCAACAAGUGGGCAAGACUGAAGCGGCUGCUCUGAUUGAAACAGCAAAACGGGUAUACUUCAGUAAGAAUUACCCAGAAGUUGUUCAGAAUGGUCAGCUUGCCACAGACUCCUCCUUGGAUCCUUCCUCAGGAUUAUGCAUAACUGAAACUGCACUGUGAUUCCUCAUUGCCUUAACUGUUCUCUGCAGAAUGUAAACCUGAGAUCAUCGAAACUUGGCGUCAACGGGAGAGGAAAGGGAGGGGGGCAAUUCUUUGCACUGGACAUCCUUCCUAUUUAAUACUGAGAAGAAAAUUUAUAUUGUCCCUGUUUCUUUCAUUUCAGUGCAAUAUGUUUUUCUUUCCAGCUAAUUAUGUUUGUAUUGCUAAGGAAAUUAGGCAGAUUCAGUUUUUAUUUGAAAGUUAUGUGGUAGAGAUCUCUUUUAUUUAAACAGGUGCAGGACACCUAACAGGUCUAGUGUGCAUAUUUGGAGCUUAGUAAAAUAAUUGGAACGUGUCCUUCUUUUUUCCUUUAGAAAUAUUUUGAGAGCAAGCAAAACCAAAUUCUUUUCAGUGUCUCUUUAGCAUGACAGCUCUGUCUGAACAGCAGAUUUGGUAGUGUGCAACUCACUUGUCUAGAGGAACUGUCUUUCUACCUGUGACGAGUACCUAUGCAGGCUGGUAGGAAAAAAACUUGAAGAAGCCAAAAACACUUUUUCAUUUUGAUAGAAGAGUACUAUAUACUUUUUUUAAUAAACAGUUCAAAUAAUGCUGUUCAAGAUGAAUGUAAA